CCAGCCCUUCAAAAGGGCAUCAGAGUCAGAGAUCCUGCGGCGAUUCCACCAUGGCAUUAUCUUAGCGGCGACGCAUCGACGUCACUGCUCUUCGUCCGAUUAGAGGCCCCGCCGAGAAAAUAAAGGAAAGAAGGCUUUUUUUUUUUUUGCAGCUCCGCGACGAUAACAACCCUCGUACGUCUCCUUUGCCCUCUUCCUCGCUAUCUCUUGUUUAAACUUUAGAGAUGGCGUCUUGGGAUCAUUGGGUCGAGGCGGCGCUCUCGAGGCUGGCUUCCAAGAAGCUCCUCCGCUCAAUCCGGCCAAUCUCCGUUCACUCGCCGCCGCCGCCGUCUGGCGACCCCUCGGAGGGGCUCGAGACGUUCGAUGGCCCGCGACAUUGGGACCGGUCCGCGGUGGAGGUGGAAAUCGAGGAGCCCACCUUUCGGGAGUGGCUCAAUGAGCUCACAAGCCCCGGAGGUGAAUCCAUUGGUAAAGAUGAGAAGGUCGGUGGGAAGCUGCUGCUCUUCUCGGGGAAUGAUUACUUGGGUUUGAGCUCUCACCCGGCCGUCCGAAAGGCUGCCGCAAAGGCUGCUCAAGACCUCGGUAUGGGUCCGAGAGGCUCUGCUCUAGUCUGUGGUUAUACUAACUAUCACAGGCUACUUGAAGCUUCCUUGGCAGAUUUGAAGAAAAAAGAGGAUUGCCUUCUUUGUCCUACCGGCUUUGCUGCCAACAUGGCUUUCCUCUCUGCUCUGGGAAGUGUUAGCUCACUUCUGGCUGUUGGUAGGAAACCAUCUAUGGAUGAAAGACUUGCCAUAUUUUCAGAUGCCUUGAACCAUGCUUCAAUAAUUGAUGGGAUCCGUCUAGCCGAGCGGCAACAGGAAGCAGAAGUUUUUGUAUAUAGGCAUUGUGACAUGUCUCAUCUCAAUGCUCUGCUAUCAUGUUGUAAAAUGGAGAAGAAGAUUGUCAUCACAGAUAGCCUGUUUAGUAUGGAUGGAGAUUUUGCUCCAAUAACCAAACUUGUUGAACUUCGCAAGAAGCAUGGAUUUUUAUUGGCCAUUGAUGAUGCUCAUGCAACACUUGUUUGUGGAGAGAACGGUGGAGGUGUACCAGAAGUGCAUGAGUGUGAAAAUGAUGUUGAUAUAUGCAUAGGCACCUUGAGCAAAGCUGCGGGUUGCCAGGGGGGUUUCAUUGCUUGCAGCAGCAACAAAUGGAAACAGCUAAUACAAUCAAGGGGCCGCUCAUUCAUAUUUUCAACUUCUAUUCCGGUGCCCAUUGCUGCUGCUGCUCAUGCUGCUGUCACUGUGGCAAGAAAGGAGAAGUGGCGUAGAAUAGCAGUAUGGAGUCGAGUGCAUGACUUCUAUUCUUUAACCCAACUUAAUAUUACCAGUCCUAUAAUUUCCCUGAUCAUCGGAAGUGAAGAAGCUGCACUUAGUGCUAGCAGGCAUAUGCUUAAAUCUGGAUUCCAUGUGACAGCAAUCCGACCACCUACAGUGCCUCCCAACUCGUGCAGGUUACGGAUUACUGUGAGUGCUGCUCAUUCUUCGGAGGAUAUUAGAAGGCUUGUAGCUGCAUUAUCUGGCUGCAUUCGAUUCCCAGCUCUUGAGCAGAAUUACCAAAUAGCUUCAAAGAUCUAAUAUUUUGAAGCAGCUGAUUUGAUUUUCCAUAUUUAUUGUAAACUGUCACAAACAAUUCUUUUGCAGUUUCUAUAGGAAAGAAGUAGUGGGAGAUAAGCUGCAGUAGUUUGCUUUGGUUUGAUGGUGACAAUGAAGUUUUACAUAAAGCAAUGGCAAAGAAUGACAAAUUAAAGCC
Molecule: messenger RNA, 1788 nt
Organism: Phoenix dactylifera (date palm)
Lineage: Eukaryota; Viridiplantae; Streptophyta; Magnoliopsida; Arecales; Arecaceae
Source: RefSeq, a predicted model, not a curated record